Molecule: messenger RNA, 1314 nt
Organism: Rosa rugosa (rugosa rose)
Lineage: Eukaryota; Viridiplantae; Streptophyta; Magnoliopsida; Rosales; Rosaceae
Product: SAGA-associated factor 29 homolog A-like
Exons: 11
Coding region: 249-1052 (267 amino acids)
Cellular component (GO): SAGA complex
Source: RefSeq, a predicted model, not a curated record
UUGGUCCCCAGACUUUCCCCCAGGCUCAUCGAUAAAUAAAAGGUUUUGAUGUCUCAGUUCAAGAGACCCAAAAGAACAAAAAAGCAAAAAAAUAAUAUAUAGAACAUGUUCUUUAAGUCUUGAACCCAGAGACAGAAAUCAAAGUUGAACCAACGCCGGAGCUACCCAGUUUCGAAUAAUCCCGAUCGAUUCAGGUGAAGAGUUUGAGGUUUGGAAUCUGUAGGGGGAGUUAAAUUUUAGAGAGAAGCAUGUCGACACCGGAUAUUGCAGGAAUACUGGACAAGUCGAAAGAGCUUGAUCAGUUGAGGAAAGACCAAGAAGAGGUGCUCAUUGAGAUCAACAAGAUCCAUAAGAAGCUCCAAGCCACUCCUGAAGUAGUUGAGAAGCCUGGAGAUAGUUCAUUGUCGAAGUUGAAGAAUUUAUAUGCUCAUGCGAAAGAGCUUUCAGAAAAUGAAGUGAAUGUUUCAAAUUCGUUGUUGGUUCAACUUGAUGCUCUAUUGCCUUCUGGACCUCAAGGGCAGCCACGAAGAAGGAUAGGUGAGCCGAAAAGGAAGAGAAUGAAGAGUGACUCUGAGAUUCCAAGGAUUUCCCCUGCCCUCCGAAAUCAACUUGAGGCCUGUGCCAGUCUAAAAGGUGAACAGGUAGCAGCUAGGGUCACUCAAGAAGAUGCUGAUAAGGACGAGUGGUUUGUUGUAAAAGUGAUCCAUUUUGACAAGGACGCAAGAGAAUUUGAAGUACUAGAUGAGGAGCCUGGUGAUGAUGAAGAAGGCAGUGGCCAAAGAAAGUACAAGUUGCCUAUGUCAGCUAUUAUUCCUUUCCCCAAGAGAAAUGAACCCUCCCCUACCCUAGAUUUUCCUACUGGAAGACAUGUUUUGGCAGUUUAUCCGGGAACAACUGCACUAUACAAGGCAACUGUGGUUAAUGUUCAUCGUAAGAGGAAGACGGAUGAUUAUUUAUUGGAAUUUGAUGAUGACGAGGAAGAUGGGUCUUUGCCUCAGAGGACAGUGCCCUUCCAUAAGGUUGUUGCCCUACCAGAAGGACAUCGCCAGUGAAUUUUUCCCUCAAUUCAAGAUUGUUGGGGUAUCAUCCAGUCUAAUAUUCAGCAAGUUGAAUUCAAUCAUCCAUCACGUUUAGUCAAUUAUGUAGUGUCUAUAUGUAUGAUUAUAGGUUUUGUAGGAAGCAACUUCAUGUUUGUUUAGGAUCUCUUUCCACUCUUCUGACCAAGUGGAAGUGAGUAAGGAACUGAAAUGGAUAUGAAUGUGAUAGAUCAAAAUUAAAGUCAAGUUGACCCGCCAUCUCUUUGUUUGCAUUCCA